UCCGUGAAGGCAGCAGCAACAGCAGCAGCAGCGCGCGGACAGAGAAACAAUCAUGGCUGACGCGGUGUCUGACAGUGAGAAGCAGGCAGCGAAGCAGCCACCCAAACGCAGACGCAUCCUGGACCCUUCAGCCAUCGUCUCAGUUCCCGUUUACUCAAACAAGGUGAGCAGCAGUCUGCAGCUGAAGCCAACGGCAGAAAUGUUCGCUGGAAAAGAAAACUCCGACGACGUGGCAGACGACAGUUUGUGGUCUCCGUUCUCGUCUCCGAAGCGGAGCUCCACCGUGGUCAUCGGCCUCAGCGACUCUGAGGACGAAGCCGAACACGUGGAGAAGAAAACAGAACCAGCAGCCAUGCGCUGCCGUCUCCGCCGCUCCCCCCUCCCUCCCCCUGUCCCCCCCCUCCCCCCCCCCCAGUUCCAGGGUGUCCUCCCCGACAUCGAGCAGUAUUUCGGGAUUGAUGACGGGAAGUCCGGCCUACUCCAAACCGUUUUUAUCUGCAGUUACAUGUUCUUGGCUCCGGUCUUCGGUUACCUGGGCGACCGGUACAACAGGAAGUUCAUCAUGAGUGUCGGCAUCUCAUUCUGGGCUUUGGUGACUCUGGCCAGCUCCUACACCCCCAAAGAGUUGAUUGUUGUCUGGUUGUCUGAAAGGGGUCCAUCUGACAUUCUUGUCGAUAUCUUUCUCCCUGUCAGCGGGCUCGGAUACAUCGUGGGCUCGCAGGUCGGUAACCUAGCGCAGGACUGGCACUGGGCUCUGCGGGUCACUCCGGGGCUGGGCCUGAUACGCCCAUCGCUGCUGCUGCUCGCUCUUACUUUCUGUUUUCAUGCAGCACUAACGUGUGUAUUAUUUUCUGUUUGCUGUGAAUAUAAUUUAAUUCUAAUAAGCCAAACCUUGUGUCCCAGUUUGAGUUGUUUCCCGCUGCUGAUGUGCGUCUCUCUCGUCUGCAGCUACAGCUUCGUGUUGUCGACCUUCGGCUUCACGGCGGUGGCGUUUGUGACCGGCUCGCUGGCUCUCUGGGCGCCGACCUUCCUCUUCAGAGCCGCCGUCUUCAACGGGGAGAGGGCUCCCUGCGUGGAGGGAAACUGUGCCGCCUCAGACAGUUUGAUUUUCGGGGCCAUCACCGUGGUUACGGGCCUGCUGGGCGUGACCAGCGGCGUGCUGAUCAGUCGGCAGCUGAGGGACCAGGGCCGUAGGCGACCAGCUGGUCUCUACGCAGCCGCUCUCCUCUCGGCUCCUUUCCUCUACCCUGGCAUGCAUCUCGUCAUCGCAAGUGUCUCCUGUCUGUCCCCUCAGGCCUUCAUCUUCCUGGGAAACACCUUCCUGUCCAUGAACUGGGCCAUCGUGGCUGACAUGCUGCUGUACGUGGUCGUUCCAACGCGGCGCUCCACAGCUGAAGCUCUGCAGAUCGUCAUCAGUCAUCUCCUGGGAGACGCAGGGAGUCCAUACAUGAUAGGAGUGGUUUCGGACUCUCUGAGGAAGACGGACUCGUUCCUGUGGCAGUUCCGCUCUCUGCAGCUCUCUCUGCUGCUCUGCUCCUUCGUGGCUGUGAUUGGUGGAGGCUUCUUCCUCGCCACCGCCCUCUUCAUCGAAAGGGACCGCCAACGGGCAGAGAACCACGCCUCCACAGAAGACGAGCCGAUCGUUGUACCGAAGAGCGGCCGGUCCACCAGAGUCCCGGUGUCCAGCGUCCUCAUCUGAAGACACACGCCCGUGGUUACCAUAUUUAACGUUUUUAAGGACUGUGACCACCGAUUGGACUAUCUGCCAUGCAGAGAAGUUUAUUUUUAAGCUCUUGAUAUGAUGCUUUUUUAUAAUUUUACCGUGCCCGGGGACACGCCGCUGCCACCGUUUGUCUUGGGAGAAGUUGUUUUGGCCUUUUUUGUUUCCAGGAGUUUUUUGGAAAGUUUUCAGAGCGGACAUCAUGUGGAGAGGCUCGGCAGAGAAGCACCAGAAGCUGCCAAACCGACCUGAUCAUCUCCAAAGUGAUGGACGUCGGUCGUACCUUCGGUGGGACUCUGAGGCGGCUGAUCUGGGAUCAGCCAGAGAUGAUUCCUAUCUACUGUAACCACAACCAAAACACAGGCUGCUUUGUCCUCCCAGAGUUAUUUUAUAUACAGGAGAAGCUUUAUUAAUCAGUUUAUAACCCUCGUUUGUAUAUGUGUCAGACAGUUUUAACACUAAUAUUCUUAAAGUCAUCCAUGAAGCAGAAGACGAUGAUCCAAGAGGUCAUCUGUUUAUCUUUUACAAACAUCGCGGCUGUUUUUAAUCCUGUUUCUGUAGUUUGAAAUGUUCCCGGUGUAAAGGCCCUGACCCACCAACCCGAUAAUCGGCCGUCUUCAGAGGUAUUGUUGAAGUGAUGGUUCGGAGUAAUUUCACCCUAGGGUCCUUUUGCACCAUGACCUCGAGCCAAACACCCCCCA
Perca fluviatilis (European perch) is the source of this 2421-nucleotide messenger RNA. RefSeq names its product protein spinster homolog 1-like. Gene Ontology annotation, biological process: transmembrane transport. The record is from RefSeq and is a predicted model, not a curated record. Gene Ontology annotation, cellular component: membrane. Gene Ontology annotation, molecular function: transmembrane transporter activity. Lineage: Eukaryota; Metazoa; Chordata; Actinopteri; Perciformes; Percidae.